Messenger RNA from Laetiporus sulphureus 93-53, 204 nucleotides. RefSeq lists its product as uncharacterized. NCBI's taxonomy places the organism in Eukaryota, Fungi, Basidiomycota, Agaricomycetes, Polyporales, Laetiporaceae. The record is from RefSeq and is a predicted model, not a curated record. The transcript has a single exon. The annotation marks the transcript as partial.
UUAGCGGUGCUAGAAGCCCUGAUGAAGUGGGAGGACAAGCUCCUGGAUCAUCAUUUCAAGGUGGUGACUGACCACCAUGCAUUCAUCAUUCUGCACAACAAGUGCAAACUAUCACUGUGCUUAGAGUGGUGGAUUGAGUACUUGAGCUGCUUUGACUUUGAACCAAUCUAUGUGGAAGGUUUGACCAAUCACGUGGCUGACUCA